AUGGCCGAAGUUGAAAAAGACCUUGAAAAGCUUUCGGUGCAGGAAAAGGCUCCUGCCAAGCCCCAAGCUCCAAAGAAGGAAAAGAAAAAGGCCCCUCAGCAGAACUUGCUCUUAGACCCUCAGCCAGAGUUUCUUGACUACAGAAUCAAGAUUUUCGAUGAAUUGAAGGCAAAGUACGACAGCGAAAUCGCCGCCAAGCCAAGAGACGCCAUCAAAAUCACCUUGAAGGACGGCUCUGUCAAGGAAGGCACUGCCUACGAGACCAGCCCUUGGGAUAUUGCUUCUAGCAUCGGUAAGUCUUUUGCCGAAAGACAAGUCAUUUCCAAAGUCGACGGCGAAUUGUGGGACUUGGAGCGUCCUUUGGAGGGCGACGCCGUGUUGGAGUUCUUGGACUUUGAGCACCCAGAGGGAAAAGCCGUGUUCUGGCACUCUUCUGCCCACGUUUUGGGUGAAGCUUGUGAAUGCCACUAUGGAUGUCACUUGUCUUACGGUCCUCCAACGGAAGACGGAUUCUUCUACGACAUGUCCAUCAACGAUGGUGAGGGUGUUGUGUCCCAAGACGAUUUCGGUACCAUAGAGAAGGUGUCGACCAAAAUCAUCAAGGAGAAGCAAAAGUUUGUGCGUUUGGAAAUGACCAAGGAAGAGUUGUUGAAGAUGUUUGAGUACAACAAGUACAAGGUCAAGUUCAUCAGCGAGAAGGUGCCAGAUGGAACCUCCACCACCGUUUACAGAUGUGGUCCUUUGAUCGAUUUGUGCAGAGGCCCACACAUUUUGCACACGGGAAAAAUCAAGGCAUUCAAGGUUUUGAAGAACUCUUCGUCGUACUUUUUGGGUGACUCUAACAACGACUCCUUGCAAAGAGUCUACGGUAUUUCUUUCCCAGACAAGAAGUUGAUGGACGAACACUUGAAGUUCUUGAAAGAAGCAAGCGAAAGAGACCACAGAAAGAUUGGUAAAGAGCAGGAAUUGUUCUAUUUCAAUGAAGUUUCUCCAGGUUCUGCUUUCUGGUUGCCUCACGGUACCAGAAUCUACAACACCUUGGUCGAUAUGUUGAGAGAAGAGUACAGACAAAGAGGAUAUGAAGAAGUCAUCACUCCAAACAUGUACAACACGAAAUUGUGGGAAAUCUCAGGCCACUGGGGCAACUACAAGGAAAACAUGUUCUCGUUUGAGGUGGAGAAGGAUACUUUUGGCUUGAAACCUAUGAACUGUCCCGGCCACUGUGUUCUUUUCAAGAGCAGAGAAAGAUCGUACAGAGAAUUGCCAUGGCGUGUGGCCGACUUUGGUGUCGUGCACAGAAACGAGUUUUCCGGUGCUUUGUCUGGUUUGACUCGUGUCCGUCGUUUCCAACAGGACGAUGCUCAUAUUUUCUGUGAGCAAGACCAGAUCGAACAGGAAAUCGCUGGUGUGUUUGACUUCUUGCAAAAGGUGUACGGUACUUUUGGCUUUGAGUUCAAGAUGGAGUUGUCUACGCGUCCAGAAAAGUAUGUCGGAGACUUGGAAACGUGGAAUGGAGCUGAGAAGAACUUGGAGAAUGCUUUGAACAAGUUCAUGGGCGAAGGCAAGUGGGAAUUGAACCCUGGAGAUGGUGCUUUCUACGGUCCUAAGAUCGACAUCAAAAUCUCUGACGCUUUGAGAAGAUGGUUCCAAUGUGCUACGAUCCAAUUGGACUUCCAAAUGCCACAGCGGUUUGAGUUGGAGUACAAGCGUGACUCCAACCUGAAGGAGAACUCCAUGGCCAGACCUGUGAUGAUCCACAGAGCCAUUUUGGGUUCUGUCGAGAGAAUGACUGCCAUUUUGACCGAGCACUACAAAGGAAAGUGGCCAUUCUGGUUGUCUCCUAGACAAAUCUUGGUUGUUCCUGUUGGUGUCAAGUACUUUGAGUACGCAGAGCAAUUGAAGGAUGAGUUGGUCAAGAAGCACAAGUUUUACGCCGAUGUCGAUCUUUCGGGCAACACUUUGCAGAAGAAGGUGAGAAACGGCCAGAUGUUGAAGUACAACUUCAUUUUCAUUGUGGGUGAACAGGAGCAGGCCGAGCACAGUGUCAAUAUCAGAAACAGAGACAUCCAGGAGGAACAGGGAAAGAACGCUACUGUGAAGUUCGAAGAGGUUGUUGCGCAAUUGACCAAGUUGAAGGAGGAGUUGAGACUGGACAACAAGUUGAUCUAG
This is a messenger RNA of Clavispora lusitaniae ATCC 42720, 2169 nucleotides long. It is a transcript of the gene THS1, whose product is annotated as threonine--tRNA ligase. Lineage: Eukaryota; Fungi; Ascomycota; Pichiomycetes; Serinales; Metschnikowiaceae. The record is from RefSeq and is a predicted model, not a curated record. Gene Ontology annotation, molecular function: threonine-tRNA ligase activity; ATP binding. Gene Ontology annotation, biological process: threonyl-tRNA aminoacylation. Gene Ontology annotation, cellular component: cytoplasm.